AUGGCGGAAAGAACGACCAACGAGGCCGAUGAAAGUAAUAAGGUUGAAAUAGCCCAAGGGGGCAUACAUUCGAUGAAGGUCGAAAAGAUGACGGCCACGAAGGCCGAAGAAAAAGAGGAAAACCAAAAAGUGUUAACCGAAACAACUGAGAAAAAGUCUCUCAGAGUAAGAAUCGAUGAUGAACAAAGUAGGGACUCUGAAAGAAUCGAAGAAAGACUCAAUUGUGUCUUUAACGAUGCACCUCUAGGAUUCAAGAGAAUGGAAAAUGAGGGGUCCACCCCUAAGGAUGCAUAUCCCAUGCCUAUUGCGGAAAUAAUGAUCGAUGCCGUCACAGGUGCCCAGGUUUAUAUUGAUGACAUAGUGAUCAGAUCGAAACGAAAAGUGGAUCACAUACAACAGCUGAAAUUAUCUUUCGAGAAAAUGAGGAAACAUGUGUUGAAAAUGAAUCCAUUGAAAUGUGCUUUCGGUGUUUCAGCGGGGGAAUUUCCUAGGGUUCGUCGUACACUAGAAAGGCAUUGA
This is a messenger RNA of Cajanus cajan (pigeon pea), 519 nucleotides long. Lineage: Eukaryota; Viridiplantae; Streptophyta; Magnoliopsida; Fabales; Fabaceae. The record is from RefSeq and is a predicted model, not a curated record.